AACGUUCAUUCACGACUCUGACGUCCUACUAUUCAAGUUUUGUGAAUCCGAGUUACAUUGACUGGAAAUUUCAUUCAGUAAACAUGGAUCAACUAGUACCUAUGAUUUUAAUCAGUAUUUUAUUAAUAUUUAUUACUGAUAUUACGCCUGUUUUAUCGUAUGAUGUUGACGAACAUGCAUAUGUAUUAUACCGAAAAAGCGAAUUAGACGAAAUUCCAAAAAGCCUCUCGAAAAAUAACGAUACUUGGAUAAAUGCCGCUAUGUCUCUUCAUGGUGCACUUCAAGAUGACGAUCACUACGAAAUCAUAGACAUAUUGAUAGUUAAAAAUUUAUUCCACCGUACAUAUAUUGCUGAUGCAUAUUACAGCCAAUUCCGAACGCAAUUGAAGCUUGAUGUUAGAUCAAAAUUAUUCAGAAGCUUUGGAAAUCUAAUGGCAGCGCUUUCAACGCCAGAAUUGGAGUUUUUAAUUGAGGAAAUUCACAAUGCUAUUCAUCAAUAUUCAGAAUCGAAUAAGAAUAUUUUUCUAGAUAUUUUCUGUCGUCGGAACUACAUGGAGAUCGAUAAAAUAAAAAAUUCAUAUCCUUUGAAUUAUGGAAAGGAAUUACCCGAAGAUCUUCUAAAUAUACCUCCAGGAGACUUUCAAGCUACACUAAUCGAUUUUACUGUAGGAGUACUGAGGACAGAUGCGUUUUUGUCGUUUGGUUUUGGCAGUGGAAAACAAUCUCCGUCAAUUUAUCCUCGUGAUCCUUUAUCACUAUGUACUGAAGGUGUAUAUGACUAUUAUGCAAAACGAUUACAUGAAUCUUUACAACAAAAAGAUCACCAAAGUAUCACUAGACUGAUGGUGAUAACUGUGAAUGAACAUACACUUCAUCACAUUAUUGAACGCUACAAAGAGCUUUACCACGUCUCAUUUCGAACCCAAGUGCAU
Molecule: messenger RNA, 932 nt
Organism: Cotesia congregata
Lineage: Eukaryota; Metazoa; Arthropoda; Insecta; Hymenoptera; Braconidae
Source: the annotation of a GenBank genome assembly